Messenger RNA from Tyto alba (common barn owl), 10743 nucleotides. It is a transcript of the gene SEC14L5, whose product is annotated as SEC14 like lipid binding 5. Bases 205 to 2337 code for a protein of 710 amino acids. Gene Ontology annotation, cellular component: cytoplasm. The transcript is spliced from 17 exons. The record is from RefSeq and is a predicted model, not a curated record. NCBI's taxonomy places the organism in Eukaryota, Metazoa, Chordata, Aves, Strigiformes, Tytonidae.
GGGCGGGGCCGGCGCGCGCGGCGGUUGAAGCGGCGCGUGGAGCCGCCGUGCUCGGUACGGGCCCGGGCGGGCGGCGCCGUGCCCGCGGAGUUAUAGGUGGAGUUCCUCUUGCUUUGAGAAGCAGAAUGACUGUCUCACAGCUCUGUUUUGUGGGGAGGGCCUAGAAGGUCUGCCACUGCACUUUUCCCAAGGUGUGUAGUAAAAAUGGUGCAGAAAUACCAGUCCCCAGUUCGAGUCUACAAAUAUCCUUUUGAGCUCGUCAUGGCAGCAUAUGAGAAGCGCUUUCCUACAUGUCCAGAGAUCCCAGUUUUCCUGGGGAGUGAAAUCCUGCAUGAAUCCAGGAGUGACGACGGAGCUAUACAUAUCAUUGAACGAAGCUGCAAACUGAAUGUGGAUGCUCCUAGGCUGCUAAAGAAGAUUGCAGGGGUAGAGUAUGUUUUCUUCAUCCAGAAAAACACAGUGAACUGGAAAGAGCGAACUCUCCGCAUUGAAGCCCACAAUGAGACUUUUGCCAACCGUGUUGUCGUCCUUGAAACAUGUAGCUACUCAGUUCACCCUGAGAACGAAGAGUGGACUUGCUUUGAACAGUCUGCAUCUCUCGACAUCAAGUCAUUCUUUGGCUUUGAAAGCACAGUGGAAAAAAUUGCCAUGAAGCAGUACACUUCAAAUAUCAAGCGGGGCAAGGAAGUGAUUGAGCACUAUCUGAAGGAGUUGAUCUCCCAAGGGAUCACAUUCAUCCCCCGCUGGACACCACCUCCGGUGUGUGGCCAGAAGGAUGAGCGAACCCCCGCCGUUGGACACGGAGCUGAUGACUUACCCCUUGAGUCGGGGGCCCCUGGAACGACCAAAGAGCAAACUGGCAGCUCCUGCCCUCCAGCAGAAGCUGUCAGCCCUGAUGCUGACAAAUUGGAUGCCGAUUACAUUGAGAGAUAUCUGGGCCAGCUGACUCCAAUGCAAGAGAGUUGCUUGAUCCGUCUUCGCCAGUGGCUUCAGGAAACACACAAAGGCAAGAUCCCCAAGGAUGAACAUAUCCUUAGAUUUCUGCGGGCUCGUGACUUCAACAUUGACAAAGCUCGAGAAAUGCUCUGUCAGUCACUGUCGUGGCGAAAGCAGUACCAGGUUGAUUACAUUCUACAGUCAUGGAGGCCCCCAGCUCUCUUAGAUGAAUACUACACUGGAGGAUGGCAUUAUCAAGAUAAAGAUGGACGACCACUCUACAUCCUUCGUCUUGGUCAGAUGGACACAAAAGGUUUGGUGAAAGCUCUGGGAGAGGAGUCACUGCUGCGACAUGUUCUGUCAAUUAAUGAGGAAGGACAAAAGAGAUGUGAGGAAAAUACCAACAUCUUUGGCCGCCCCAUCACAUCCUGGACAUGUCUGGUGGACUUGGAAGGGCUAAAUAUGCGGCAUCUCUGGCGGCCUGGAGUUAAGGCCCUGCUUCGGAUAAUUGAGGUUGUAGAGGACAACUAUCCUGAAACUCUGGGGAGACUACUGAUUGUGCGAGCACCCAGGGUUUUUCCUGUGCUCUGGACUCUGGUUAGUCCCUUUAUCAAUGAGAACACAAGGCAGAAGUUCCUCAUUUACAGUGGGAAUAACUAUCAGGGUCCAGGAGGGCUGGUAGACUACGUGGACAAAGACGUGAUCCCAGACUUCCUGGGAGGAGACUGCAUGUGUACUGUCCCAGAAGGUGGACUUGUUCCCAAGUCACUUUAUCAAACAGAAGAGGAGCCAGAGAACUCGGAUCACAUCCGGUUAUGGACAGAAACGAUCUAUCAUUCUGCGAGUGUCCUCAAAGGAGCUCCACAUGAGAUAGUUGUGGAGAUUCUGGAAGGGGAAUCUGUCAUCACCUGGGACUUUGACAUCCUGAAGGGAGAUGUGGUGUUCAGCCUCUUUCACUCCAAACGAGCUCCUGAAACAAGUCAUAAAGAAGCCACAUUACCAAGUACCUCUGCUGCCGGGGACAAUAUGCAGCUAAUUGAUAAGACAUGGGUCCUUGGGGUGGAUUACAGCCGUAUGGAAUCUCCACUGGUUUGCCGGGAAGGAGAGAGCAUCCAGGGUUCUCAUGUGACUCGCUGGCCAGGCUUUUACAUUCUCCAGUGGAAAAUGCACGGCCCUCUGCCCUGUGCUGGCACUAGCCUCCCUCGGGUGGAUGAUGUUCUUGCCUCUCUGCAAGUUUCCAGUCACAAGUGCAAGCUUAUAUACUACUACGAGGUGCUUGCAUCCAAGGACUUCAGGGGAUCCAUGUCAAGCCUGGAAUCUUGCAACAGCGGCUUUUCCCAGCUGAGUGGAGCCACGACAUGUUCCAGCCAGUCCCAGAGCAGCUCCCAUCUUUCUAGAUAGCAGGGCCAAGGCUACAGCAGCAGGAAAAAUCGCUCGGGGCUUCCUGCCCCCCCCCCCCGAGCUGCUCUGUGCACCAAACCAAAGAGCCUUACAGGGGCUGAGCCUUGAGGCAGUUGUUUGUGUGACUAUAGGUAGCAGCCAUUUGGACACAGAGAGGCUUCUGGGAGCUACUUUAGACUUAAAAACUUCGAUUUCAAAUGGCAGAUUUAGAAUUUUUAUAUCAGAUGCCUACUUCUCAGUAGUCUUUUUCACAAGUUGUGUUUUUUGGACGAAUGUCAGUUUGCAUGAAUCUCUGUAUUACUGAACGUUAAAGGGCUCUUUCCAAUCAGUCCUUUUCCUACACGUGGUAGAGGAGACUGAUGUUGCCUUAUCUGUUUGAACUGUAGGACUAGAUUAUUCAUGUGUAGCAAAACUAAUCUAGUUUUCUGGGUGCCCAGGGUACCAAUUACACAUCAGAAAGUAAAGGGGGCGUUUCAGGUGCAGGGACUUGAAGCAAACUGUAAAUACCUUUAUACAGAUAGGAUGUUUCAGAAAUCAGUUCCAGGUCAAACCUAAAACCUCUUCUGAUCUGACAGGAUGCUAUUAGGAAAUGUGUUGGAUUUUUUUUAACCCUCUCAGACACAAAAGUCAAAAUGGUUUUCUAGAAAGUACAGGCAGAGAACCUGCCUCCAGUAAGCAGCAUCUUAAAGAUAGACUAUUAUUCCUUUUUCCUCAGGUUUACAAGCAAUAAUGAGUAGAUCUGACCCAUCUCAUCAAAGUGGAUGGGAAGUGAAUCAAAGUAUAAAGGGCUAAGAAAAGCAAUAUUUUAUUUCCUGAAGGCACAAAAUUUUAUGACAGUAUUAUAGAAAUUGCUUCUUUAAAACAUGAUCUAGCUAGAAGAGAAAACUUUAGAAGAAAAAAAGCAUGUAUGUAUUUAAGCACUUACUGAAACAUAUUUAUUCAAAUACUAGCUUAUUUAAAAUUAAUUUUUAACUUAUUUAUAAUUUCAGAAAUGACUAUUUAUUAAAUCCAGUCACCUUUUUUAAUGGGACAAACUUUCUUUUAGAAAGGAAUAACUGAUUGUCUUCAAUCCCAAGAAAUCUUUCUAUUUAGGUUCUAAUCUUUGGGAUCGCUGGAUGUUCUUGCAUAAAGGGCUGUAUCGCUCAUAGCAUUUGGGGUAAGGGCUGUGUGUCGUUUUUUCCUGCGAGGCAAGGUCAGAGUCCAAUGCUUUUUGGACUCCAGAGGGAUGUUUCUCAGGAGUAAGAAGUGAGGAUUGAGUUCAGGAGUUGUAAGGAGAUAGUGCGUCUUUACGACACAGCAAUGACACCAUGCUUGUCCAUAAUUUCCAUGGAUUAUUCCAGAGAGGAGAUGUGUAGCAAAGGUGCUAGUGAUCCAUUGAUCAGCUUGGGUAGCAAAGUUCUAUGUGUUAUUGUCUAGGUGGCAACAAAAUGAGGAUGGGCAUCAAAUACUCAGUUGCCCCUGGGCAGUAUUUGCAGCUGGAUGUGCAGGAUUUACGAUGCAGACAGAUGUCUGCUUUCAGCUCCAGCUGUGCUGUGUGAAAACCUCCUCUGCACCAACUGGAGGUUCCCUCUGCAUAAGAUCUGCCUACAGAAGGAUCGUGAGGGUACUGCCCCUGCAGUUGUUCAGGUUAGCCCAGCUGAGUGACUCGUGUCACAUAAUAUGGCAAAUGUGGUCUAAGAUGAAUGAGUUUCUGGUUCCCCAGCUGGGGAGCAGCACAAACAGUUCUGGGCUUGGGGUGCAGGGAAGCACAGGUGGUGGUGGAAGUUGGUUUCUUCCUUCAGCACAGCAAUCCAUGUACCCAUGGCCACGUUUCUCAGUAAAGACUUGGGGCUUCUUUUCCCUCUCACCAGGUUUUUAAGGUUGAUGGAAUCUGUGCAGCAAAGAACAACAUAUAUGUAAAGUAGUUCCUUCUGACCCUGCUUUAUUAAUUGCUGGUUUUGAAGCACCAGGCAUUGACAAAGGAGAAAAGAGCCCUAAUACUUGAACAGUGGGAGACGAAGAACUUGAUGUGUUUAAAGAAACCAAGCAACUUGCAUAAAGGAUUGGAGUCAAGGAAAUUACUCUCCCACCUUGCACCUCUUGAUGUAAGAGUGGAACAGGUAACUUAGUUACGCAGGCCCCAGGAAAGUUCUGGUUUCAGAGAAAUCAGUUGUUCUGUGGACUUUACCAUUUUUCCCAAAUGAACAAAUGUUCUGUCUCUGUCAUUUCAGCAUAGCUGGAGUCUGAUAGAGAGGGGAAAAGUACCGUAUUUGCUCCAGAGAAUCAAGAGUUUUGGAAUUAAAAGUGCAUGUGUGUAUCCCUCAUGUAAAAUCCUUUACCCAUAAUCAAUUCUGAUGCUAUUUAACAAACACAUAUAACUUUUAUAUGUUUCUUUUCCAAGUUAAGGAAAGGUGGCCUGUCCACCUAUGUCCAAAUCAGUAAUCAAUGGUUCAAUUUGGUAAUUGAUGUCUUUUUAUCAGCAUAAGUGACAUGUCAUGAUUCUAAUUCUCGUAUCCCUACAUACUAUCGAUAGAUUUUCAAUACUCCUAUUCUUUUUCCAGGGGCCUAACUCUUGAUCUUAAUCGUCACGAGACUGGUUAGUUCCACCCUACUAAUAAGGGAUAGAUAGGUAGGAAAGACUUUAUUAAAGAUAAUUCUUUACAAAAUGCAUUCACAAUUACAAUAAUAUAUUUAAGAUUUUACUACUGUUCUCGCUUGACUAGCAAAUAGAUGUACAAUGUCUACUGAUGCGAAUAGUGUUCGAUUUGAUGAACGACAUGUAACCUUAUCUUGUCGGGAACUGGAGAGUCCCAAAUCCACUAACGGUUCAUAAUUGCCUUGAUACCAUUUGCCAUGUGCACGCAAUGGGAAACCUGUAAAUUUAAUAGUAGUAGCAUUAGUUAGUUCUUGAACUUGAACUUUAAGAUGAUGAUAUUCCUUUAGUAUCUCCGUUGCUGCUUCUGCCAAUGAUGUUGAUUUACUUUCAUACCUGAUCAUAACAUCUACUAUCAAAGCUUUGUCCUCUUUGACCAAGCCUGGUUUAUAUAAUUCAUUUUGUUCAUCUUUCAGCAACGGUUCUUGAAAUACUACCCAUUCUUUCCUUUUGGCUUCCUCCACCAACAGUUCAUGUAUUUGGUUGUGCCUCUUAAUUCUAUUGUCUUGUACUACAGGACAAUAACCAGUGAUGUGCAAACAGGUUUCAAUCUCCACACAACAAUGGCAACGCAAUCUAAUUUGUGUCUCUUGUCUACCCCUUGCCAAGAAUUCUCUUGUGAGGCAGACAUUAGCCCUUAGUUGUAAAGUGGUAAUAAACUUUCUCUGGGGAAUGCCUCUGUAAUAUUUGAGCCAACUAUUGCUGAUCUUAUCCUUUUCAAAUUUGGAAAACCCGCAGCCCUGGGACAGCAGCUGAGUCCAGUUUAUAAAUUCCUGCUUACACCAGUCACAGGGUCUCGGAAAGAUGACUUGAGGAGCAGCCCUUUCCAAUUCUGAGUCUUGCUCCUCUCUGCCCAACUCUUCUGCUCUCACCAUAAUUGCAUUCACGUCCCGUAUAUGUGGAAUCUUAUCCUUGUUCCCUCCUGCUACAACACACAACCUUUCAUACUCUUUCUCUAUACCUUCUCGACUUACAAUAGCCUUAAUUAUUUCAUCAGAAGACUGAAAUCCUGUGCAGUUUUUGGGCCUGUACACUGGAAAUUAACCCCAAAAGUCUGGUGAGACAGAGACCUCCAUCCUGGAAUACAGGAUGGCAUCACAUGUACUUGUUGGUAAAUGUACCCAUCCCUUGAUGGCUGUUUUUAUCGCCAAGUCAAGCAUCUCUAGGUACGUGGAUCUUAUAUCAGCCUGGUCCUCCAAGCAGAUCAAGCAUGGAAUAGCAUAUCCUUUCAAGAUGUUGACCUUCUGCAAUGGUUUCAAAAAUGACAUUCCAAUCCAAUGUAACUAUUCUGUCACUUCAGUCAGUAGUUCUGGUUUUGAUAUUCCAAUCCAGGGGUUUUACUUGUAAGCCCAGGUAUUUCUCAAAACUACCAGGUUCAAUCACGUUGAGGGAGGUGCCUUUAAUUGUCCAUGGAGGACAGUCAUUGAUUGUAUGAAUCCUUUUGUAGGCUAGAUGUAAAAGCCAUGGCACUUCUCUCCUUCUGUCUUGAGACCUGUUAAGUCACAAAAAACCUCAACAAUUUCAAUGUUUUUCUGCAUUCCUUCCCCAGAACCACUAAGCAGUACCAGGUCAUCUGCAGAAGUCAUAGCUGUUAUAUAUGUCAAGUAGUGUUGGUACCCAUUUCCUUCCUCAUCCAAUUUACACAGCAAAGGGUCCACAGAAAAGUUAAAUAAAAUUGGAGACAUUGGAUCUUCCUGUUUUACACCAAUGUGAAUCCCAACAGGAUCCGACUGCUCAUUCUUCAUGUUGAUAUUGAUAUAUUGAUGUUGUUACACAAAUUAGCAAUCAGGGUGAUAAUAUGAUCAUCCACAGCCUUUUGUUUUAGAGCCUCAAUGAUGUGAGAAUGUCUCCAUGUCGAAAGCCUCGGCUAAAUCAACAAAGACUACUCCCAGGGGCCACUUCUCUUUUUUUUUUUUUUGUAUUCCAAAUUAAAAGCUGUAACAAUUUCAGAUUUUUCCGCACAUUCUGUUGAUCUUAUAUUUCCCUUUUGUCAUAGAUCAAUGGGACAUGCCUUGGCCAACGUUGCUGUUAUAAUCCUUGAGAACAGUCUUAAGGCAGACUAUCUGAUGGUAAUUGGCUGCCAGUUAUUGAUAAUCUUUCUGGUGCUCUGGUAAUGCUGACGUUGUUAAUAAUAUGGUCCAACAGUCCUUCACCGUGGCCGGUAUUGUACCAGAUACCAACCACAGACUGAGUAGUUCUAUUAACUGGGUAUAGUGGGGAUCAGUCCCAAUGACAUCCCUCAAACUAAGCCCAUCUGGUCCUGGUGCUGUGUUCUUGCUCAUCAAUUUUGAUGGUUUUUUAGAGAUCUCUUUUGGCAUAGUCACGGCUUCGAAUGCCGUGUUGUCUGCCUGGCCAAAGGUCCUGAAUGCACCUAGGCCCUUGAAUGUUCACAGUGAUUCCCAAUCUUGACUUGAACACCUUGUGCGCUUCGUCAAAUGGGAGACCGCACUUCAGGGAUUCAACGUCGUUCAGGAUAAUGCCGGCUACUUUCCAUCUGUCCAGGUGAAACGGCCGCUGGAACUGUAGAAAUUGCCCCCCUUCUUCAUCCGCUCCUUUGGUGGCUCCUAAGGACGGGCCUUGCGAGCCACUUGGUGUUUCUGACCUUGACUUGCUUCCAACUUGGUGGACCUCACCUACAGGCAUGAGUAGCAGUCCUCAACUGCCUCAUCAACCAACGUUAAUUCAUCUUAUUUCCCUUCGAUCAACCUUUCAAAUGGGCCAUGGAGAACAGACAGCUUUUCUGAUGUUAUCCAAUCAGACAUCCCUCUUUGAUAACGCGACCUUAGUCCCUUAUCUCUUCAGGGUCUCGUGCUCACUAGAUGUUCUCCUUCUUUUUCUAGCUGUUUCCUUCAGUCCUGAUCAUCUUCCCUUCUCUUCACUGGACUUUUAUGAAGUCCUCUUCUUUUAUCACUUAUCUGCUUAGCCGUCUUAGAUGGAAUAUGUUCCGCAAUCAGCUUAUUGAUGUUCUUCUUCUCUUCAUGCUGCUUAUCCAACCUCCAGAACAACUCUAUCUCCUCUUGGUCCAGCAGUGCUGAUGUAACCCUCCUGCAGAGCUCUCCUUAGGCGCGAGGCCAUGAGUGAAAGGGUGGGCUAAGCACUUCUGUUGUCCCAGGCUGAUUUUUGUUUCAAACACGCUCCCACAUUCCUCACCGGUCCAGCCCUCUACUAGGGCAGCUCCCGUAGCCCCUUUACAUUUUGGGACGUGGCAGGCAAUACUACGAUGUUUCUCAUUCAUUCUCCUACACCUGGCACACUGAAACAAGACCUUACUCUUUCUGUACAUUCUCUUUAGACUGACUGAACACCUAGAAAUAGAGUUUCAGCCUAACUCCCAAAGCCUCAGGGGCAAAUCCAGCCUCAUCCUCCCUGUGCUGUUUCAGGAUUUCAGCUUCUUGUGACUUGAUUUUUACAUGGUUGGUCACGUCCCUUGGUGGUAAUAUUCUUGUUUCCCGUGUUUCUCUUAGUCUACUCUGGUUAAGAAUCCCUUCUGUUGCAGUGGAUUUUUUUUUUUUUUUUUUUUUAAAUUUUAAAAUGUGGUAGGUGCUGUUCUCCCACCAUUAAAAGUUUUGGAUGUUUAAUUCCUGCCAGCGAGGCGCCUGGAACUCGGCCCCCUGGCAGGUCUGUGAAUGAGGAGGAGGAGAUGAAGGGCUGCUGCUCCCUCCGGCUGGCCCCGGGGAUGCUGCAGCCCCGGCGGUUCCUCUUGUUCCUCCGUAGUGCUGCUCCUCUGCUGCACGCCUCUCUUUGGGAAGCAGCUUCUGAUCUCUCCCUCGUCAGUUUUAAGCAAAACUGGCUGGAUAAUUCCACCUACCAAUUUACUCAGCUACCAAUUUAAAUAAUCCAAUAUAAACUUUUUUUCCCCACCUUUUUCCUGAAUGUUGACAGAACAGGAAAAAGGAGGCAACAGCUCGGAUGUCGUGGCUGAUGCUGUGCUUUAUAAACCUCACUUUGUGAUCUGCAGCGACAAGGGAAGAAGAAUUCUUCUGAAGUACUUCCCCCCCCCCCCUCCCCUAAAAUGACAUCAGCGUGCUAUAGAAAAGUCAAACACGCUGUUUUCUUCACAGCAACCUCUUUUGAGUUGAGACUGGAAGGAGUUCUGGAUUCUGGCUCCGAGAGCUACUCGUCUCUCAAAAAAUCUCCCGAGCCAGAACCUCGCAGAAUGGACUCCAGCGCCGGGGGCUGAGCUGGUGCUGCAGCAGGGCCCUCCCUGCUCCCCCACAGCUGCUCUCCAGUGAAGCCACCGCGCUCGGGCUGUGGUUGGGUAACCAGCUGGGUCUCUAAAAAACAGCUCCUUGACAAAUUGGGGCUUUCCCCUGUUUCAAAUAGUCCAUAUGCAAAACAAUACCUACCUCAGAGAGCUGUUGCCAUGUUUAAUGUGCGAUAGGAGCUCUCAAGAGAAAGGAUGCUAGGUUGUAGGUACAAAGUGUUGUGCCAUUGUUUCCAGGUAAAUAUGGCCAUAUAGGAGACCUUUAUUCUUAGCCAUUUCUAAAGGUUUGCCCCAUCCCACCAUUUAGGGGGAAAAGCAAACACGGAGCACAACACCUGGGCACGCCCUGGAGAUGGCUAGGUGGGGGCAAAGCUGGGAUGCAGCAACUGAGUCAUUUUGACUAAACGCUUUGUCUUUCCGGUCUGAAAAGGGCUUUUUUUUUUUUUUUUUAAAACUGCUGUGGCCAGAACACCUUAGCCUUGUGGAGGGAGCGAGGGAGGCUUUAGCCCAGGAAGGUCAGCAGCGCUGGCUGCUUUACCGCUUCCACGUGCCAAGGGGUGAGCUGUGAAGGGGCACCGAGGCGCUGGCAGCAGGGAGGCAGCCAGAGCACGGCCCGGGCCCGGCUGUUUCUCGGCUCCCUGCACCCGCUGCUGGGGCAAGAGCAACCCCAGAUGUCAGCACGCGAGGGGAUUCUGCGUGACCGCGCCCGCCUUUGCUGCAGCGCGACACAGCCGCCUUCGCUUCCAUCUUACGGUUGGCCGGUCUGGUUGUAUCAGUUCCCUUUCAGGAACAGGGCAAAAAAAAAAACCCCACAACUUUUAAUAAGAAUUUAUAAUCCCAAUUUGGUUUAUUCACCAGAUUUUGAAAAUGCCAUAAUCCAGUCAUUUAAAAUCUGUAACUCUUCCUGCAACUCGGUAUUCCUGGCGGAAGUGGCGAGCCUCGCCGUCCGCUCAACUCAGGUGUGAAGCUGCCGUAUGUUGACACAGGAGCUAAGGCCAGCCAUACUAGAGUCAGAGGAAUCCCUUAUUUCAAAACGCAUUUUACUAGUUCACACUUCUUUAAUAGCAGAAAUUUUUAUACUGUGAGCCAAAUAAUGCAAGAAACAUUGCUCUUGAACUCUAAGGGCUAACAUUGACAAGCGUUUGUCAGAGAUUCCUGCAUGCUAUUAGCUUUAAUAUUAUUUCAGCAAGUUUGUGAUGAGUCUUAUAUCUGAUUAUUUAUCUCUUGGAAGGCUAAAUAGGAAUUGUGUGACAUGCAAUGGCUUUUAAUGACAUCAACAGCCACCUCCAAGCUGGUUAGUUACAUACAUAAGUUAAAUGGGCAUUACUUUUUUUUUUUUUUCACAAGCAUGCACUUUCUCUCCCUUGCAGCUGUCUUUAUUUUUAUAGGUUGAAGUCCUGAUUUUUCUCAGCCAAAAAAGUCCCAAACAUUCUUUAAAAGCACAUUAGCAAAAUGCAUUAGUGCUUCGUCAUGUGUUACUCAACAACAAAUGUACUUAGUUACAGUAUUUGUAGGUUCUGAUAGGAGCUGUACAUUUUCUGUAUGUUGGAAAUAAAAAAGCAUCUCUAAA